Molecule: messenger RNA, 2360 nt
Organism: Marchantia polymorpha subsp. ruderalis
Lineage: Eukaryota; Viridiplantae; Streptophyta; Marchantiopsida; Marchantiales; Marchantiaceae
Source: the annotation of a GenBank genome assembly
AGUUGCCCCACCAGUUGUAGAACCGCGUACUAGGGAGAGCGCGCAUUUUUACAGCAAGGCGCGGCACAAAAGCAGGUACCUGGUAGCCAGCAGGCAGGCAGACAGGCGUAGUCGUGGUCAAUAAUCAAGGUUGAUCGUCUAUUAUUCGGACGUAGUUUGCAAGGAGAACCCUAGACUGGUUGCGACAGUUCAAGAUCGUCCAUCGUGCGUGAAUCGUUCCGCAAACGUUUAGAUCUUUCUCAAUGUGUACCCAGCGAAGCAGAGGAUCGAGUUAUUUUCUGGAUCCUAGUCACUCACGGAAGACGGUUGAUCGGGCUCUCUUGACUCGUACGACAGAAGCGUUCCGAGGGAGGGAAGUCUUCUUGGGGAAUAGGAGAAUGGAUUGAUACGGCACCGGAGGGCAUCAAUGGUGUGACGCUCGAUCCGAAUUUGAUGUUUGCUCGGUAUUAUUUUUCUAUAUGAGUUAUUCUUUUGGAGAUUUAAGAAAUAGGACAUUGUGCGCUUCCCCCAAACUCCGGGCCAUGAAGGAUGUCGCGCUUGAUCGGAGGUUGAUGUUCAUCUCUGUAUCAUUCCUUCAUGAUCACAAGCUGUUUGGACCAUGAGGCUCAAUAGGACACAACUUGUUGCAUUUGGACAAAGUUCCAACACAUUCUCAAUGUCGAGCCUCUACAGAAAUCACAACAUGGGCUCAUAGUCGCAAUCACGUUCACGCGGUCGAGUUUCUCUUUCCCUUUUGUUGGGUUUGAAAUAAGCGAGAGAUAGGGGUCCAACCUUAGGCAAUGCUCUUGGUAUCGUUUGACAUUCUCCGAUCUGCAUGUGUGAAUGGAACAUCUGAACUGAACCUCCGCACAUCUCGACAAUGAGAAGCGGAUUUGGUUCUCAUCGAUGUUCCGGAUUAUGGAGUCGCUAAUCUGAAGGCCGGGCAUAGUAAGCGUAUUGCAUCAUUUUACCAGCGGAGAGCACUAAAAGUCAGGGGAGUAAAUACUUGUAGCGACCACAUGGUGAUGCAAUUGCGAUCGUCAUCGACGGUGCAUGCAAUGAAUAGAGGACUGGCUACAAGGAAGCGAGUCCAAGAUGUGCGCGCAGGCCAGGAUUCAACAGUCGAGAAUCAUGAACGAACAGUACAAAAAAGGAAGAUUCAAACCAGGUUUGAGGCCAGUGCAAAAAGUAAAAUCGCUCCGACUAACCCACGGUCAGUAUCGGGGGCAGGAUGUGGAAUCUUGUGCAAUGCUUUCCGCGGUGGAGAAGACGAGAAGAUUCUGCGCAGCGCAAGUCCGUAGGAUCCUCGGAGACUCUGUCGUACAGAAAGAUAAUAAAUCGGCAACGGAGAAAGGGUGCGGAAUUGGGAUCUCGAAGGAGAGUGGGCGUGCUACGGGACGGGAUCCGAGUGACCUCGGACUGAAAAAGGGAAAAGCAGUGGUCCGAGAGCACUCCAAGGCACUGGGAAAUCGGUGGGGCCGAGCCUCCAAGGGCACGGGAACGGUGGCCAGGGCUCAUAAUGACGCGAGGAAAUAAUCUUUCUGCUUUAGCGAUUCUUUCUCUCCUCCGCUGCUCUGCGUCCAUGGAGGCCAGUCGCUCCACCUUUUCGAGGGCAGACUCCGUAGCCGGUUCUCGGUAAAGUCUCCCAAAAGAUGGGACAUUAACUUUCACCCGGCCGGCGCCCGUCGGCAAGAAUGACUCGCUUUCGUGCGGAGCUCCCUCGUUACCGCCCGCGGUAUGACUGCUGGCUCGGCCUACACUAGAGCCUACUGCGCUGCCUGCAGUCGGUACGACUGGCAUGGUUGUUGUAGGACCGCCAGAAAGCGCGAGGGGGCUACCACGUUUUCGCCUUUCUGCCUGGGCAGUCGAGUCGGAUCCUGCCACGCGGGACCGAGUGCGAGCCGGGGAAUCCCGUCCGUCAUUUAGCCGGCUGGAUUCCGACCUCGGUGACCGGCCUCGAUACUACUGCGACGACUUCUACCGCGGCAGUAAGAACUCCCAGGCUGCAGCAUCCAAUUGAAGGAGGCGCAGGCGGAGUGAGGCGCGGGUGGGAGCCAUUGGACCGUUGAGGAAGGAGGCGGACCGCGGAGCCGAUUCGGUAGAGGUGGAGGAGGGAGGUUUACAGCCACCGAGCACACGCAGAAAUGGUUUCCUUUUUCUGACACUGGAGGCUCCGCGAGGCACCGAGCCGAUUGGAAUUGGCAAGCGCUGGAUUUUCCAAACUGGCAAGCAUAUCGCGCACAGCUGGCGAGGUGGCGAGCGUCGCAGCGCCUAGAACAGUGGCGAGAGAAGGUGAUCAUCGCUCGGGAGGUGGGGUGGCGGGGUCCACGUCCCCUCCAGCGGCCGCCUACGUGUCUUUCCUCUAACCUGGACGAUUCAGG